AUGCCACUUCGGGAUGCCUUAGCUUCCCUCCAGCGAUAUAAAGUUCUCCGAGGCCAGAUCAAGCGUGAAAAAGCAAGAUAUCACCGUCUUUGUGAACGGCUAGAGUAUUUUGAUACCCGCAUGCGAAGGGGACAGACUAUUGUUUUCUCGUCGAUUUUCUUCUUUAGCAUCAUCGAGCUCACAAUCUUAGCCUGGCUCGUGUCGCAUUUUAGUGCCCACUCCAACUACCUCAGUCUAACUGAACGAGACCACACCUGGUUUCUAUUGUUCACUUCAACAUGUACAAUCGUAUUCUCUGUUCGCCACAUAUUUUUCUUUGUUCCUCUUCCAGAUAAUAAUAACUUCUUCUUGUUUCUGACAUUUUUCUUCUGGAUCAUGGGCAUUGCCACUCACGCUAUAACUGGAGUUCUCGAUGGAGUGCUGAAGCGCAAUACCCAGAGCGUUUUCACGUCUUGCUAUCAACAUAUUGCGCUCAAAGUCUCUUCUUGGACGACACUAACUGGACCUUACGAUGGAAUUCUGAAUACCAAUAUCCAGAGUGUUUUCAUGUAUUCCUGUCAACAUAUUGCGCUAGAAGUCUUUCCUUGGGUGAUUUUGGGUCUUGUAACUUUCGCAAUCCUUAUUAUGCACAUCCGCCAAAUCCUCGCAAAAUUUGAGAUGGCGGAAUCUCCAUGUGUGCGAAAUAUCAUAUUUGGCUUCGUCCCUAUUAGAAGUGAUUUCAAGUCUGCCGAUGUCAUCGGUGAUGGUGAACAACUUGAGCUCAAAGACCAUUCGGCGCCUGCACUCACUGCGUUCAGUGCACCUCCACCUAUCACUAAAGCUGUCUCUAUGCCUGCGCCUGCGCCACAUACUCCAUCUCCGGUCAUACUCACUCCGCCGACGCAGGUCGAUGAUGAAGGCAAGAUUGUAUCAUCUGAAUUCCGACUCAUGCUCUCACAACCGUCCCUGGUGUUUCCAUAA
Molecule: messenger RNA, 960 nt
Organism: Suillus clintonianus
Lineage: Eukaryota; Fungi; Basidiomycota; Agaricomycetes; Boletales; Suillaceae
Exons: 10
Coding region: 1-960 (319 amino acids)
Source: RefSeq, a predicted model, not a curated record